UCCGCCGCAAGCCGUCAGAAUGAAGGUGACGGUGCAGUUCGGCCGCACGGCGAUUGUCGUGCCUUGUGGGGAUGGGACCCUCAGCGUCCAACAACUCAUUCACCAGGCCGUCCAGAGAUACUGCAAGAAUACUGCCAAGGAUGCCGGAUAUUCGAUUAAGAUUCACCAUUUGGAAUAUACAGAUGGAGGGAUACUAGAUCCAGAUGACGUUCUGAUUGAUGUAGUAGAAGACAAAGAUAAGCUUGUUGCCGUGUAUGAAGAACAAGAGGCGCAGCGUGCAGAUGAAGUCGCUGAUGGCAGUGCGAGUGACAGACAUAGUCCAGAUACGUUUGAGAGUGAGCUUGCAGCACAGCUUGCGGCUUUUCAGCCCAUUACAGGAGAAAUCGAAGUUACCCCCUCAGCACUGAAAGCCAGCACGCCACUUCUAGUACGGCGAAGCAGUGACCCAGCUCUUGUACCACCUGCUCAGUUCCAGCAAGGUGCAUCUCAACCUGAUGAUCCCACUAACAGGAACCUGCUUGUGAAGCCAAUCAUAACAGGAGUGAACUGGGCACCCACAGAUGAUGUAAGAACAGACCCUUCAGGACCACCAGACAAGCAUUCAAAAAGCACUUUAAGUGAUUUGACAAAGAAGGUAGAGUUUUCUGGAGACGGCGGCCCCCUGGGAAUCCAUGUGGUGCCCUUUAACUCUACGCUGAGUGGAAGAUUCCUUGGCCUGAGUAUUCGUGGUAUUGAAGAGAACAGCCGUUCAAGAAAAGAGAAUCUGCUCCAAGAGAAUGAGUAUAUCAUCAAAAUAAAUGACAGUGAUUUAACAGACAAGACCUUCGUUCAAGCACAAGAGGUCUUUCGAAAUGCAUUACAAUUUCCUGCUGUUGAACUCCAAAUAGUUCCAAGUUAUAACAGGGAACAAUAUGAAAAAUUUGCAAUUGGGUCUAUUCUGAGCCACGUUCGUGAGGAUGAUUCAAAAAUUAAAGUUCCUUCUUCAAUGCGUUCCAAGCCAGCGGGCAAACCAACAGAUCUGGUUUAUCCCAAUAAUGCUGAGAAUAGCUCACCGUCGAUUUCAAAGAAGCUCAGUAGCCCAAAACAGUUGAGGAGCAAUAACCACUUCACGUAUUCCAGGAAAGCAUCCUCCCCAACAUCACUCGGGGGACUUGGGACCAAGAAACAAGGAAAAAAGAUCAAAAUUGAUUUAAAAAAAGGUUCAGAAGGUCUUGGGUUCACAGUGGUCACCAGAGAGUCAACUGUACAUGGACCUGGUCCCAUUUUGGUCAAAAAUAUUCUUCCGAGAGGAGCAGCAGUUAAAGAUGGGAGACUGCAGUCUGGAGACAGGAUCUUAGAGGUGAAUGGCAUUGAUAUCGUGGGGAAGACUCAGGAGGAACUGGUUGGAAUGCUGCGUGGUACUAAACAUGGAGAGACUGUUUCACUUGUGGUUGCACGUCAAGAAGAUGUCUUCAUACCCCGAGAAUUGAAGGGGGAACAGAACUGUAACCUUCCAGCAGAUGAUAGAAAGGAGCACCUGACGUUUGAGAUCCCACUCAAUGACUCUGGUUCUGCUGGACUGGGCAUCAGCCUUAAAGGAAACAAAUCAAAAGAGACUGGAGCUGACCUUGGCAUAUUCAUUAAGGCUAUUCUUCACGGAGGGGCAGCUUUCAAGGACGGGCGCCUGCGUAUCAAUGAUCAGCUGAUUGCAGUGAACAGUGAACAACUGCUGGAUAAAUCUAACCACGAGGCCUUGGAAACAUUGCGACGAUCCAUGUCCAUGGAGGGGAACAUCCGAGGAAUGAUCAAGGUGAUGGUGGCCAGGAGGAUGGAGAAUCCCCAAGAGGAUCGUCUGGAGAUUGGUGUUAUGCAGGUCCACAAUUCCCACAGCAGUAACAGUCCAAGACAAAUGCAUACUCAGUCACCUGAUCCUCGAGAGAGGGACUCAUUAGUAUAUGAUGAGGGAGAAGUUGAAGUUCCACCUCCCAUUCCACCACAUCCAGAAGAGGAAGCCAUGGGUGUGCACAAAAUGCGGUUGUUUCAUGAAGAUAAGAGCUUAGAGCUCAAUUCCUCUUCCCAACUGCAGCAGCAGAGACCUCCGGAUGGAGCUUUAGAAAGUCAGUCUGGUGUCGUUGCCAAGAGGCAGUCUCCCGGAAAAAUCAGUGGCUCCAAGAGCAUGGAUUUGGUGGCAGAUGAGAGUAAUGUUGGAUCCCUGGCAGUGUACCAAUAUGAUUCCAUAGGGAAAGAUGUGGGUCCUAUGCUAGGUUUGAAGAAGUCUAGCUCACUUGAGAGUUUGCAGACAGCCGUUGCAGAGGUCAGGAAGAAUGAACUCCCCUUCCACAGACCCCGACCUCACAUGGUCCGUGGCCGAGGCUGCAACGAGAGCUUCAGGGCUGCAAUUGACAAGUCUUAUGAUGGACCAGAAAUUCCAGAUGAUGCAGAUUCUGAAGACAGCUCCCAAUCAGGCCAUGAGACCCCGGGCAGUGAGUCCGCAUUACAGGGGACCGCUGAGCUCGAAGACGCAGAGAGCUCUGACAGUAAGACAAAGAAAGGGAAGAAGAAGAAAGACAAGAAAAAAAAGGUGAAAACAAAAGCAAAGGAAAAAGACAAAAAGAAGGAAAGUGAGACUCAAGAAAAGAAAGCCAAGAAGAAGGGAUUUGGAGCUAUGCUUAGGUUUGGUAAGAAAAAGGAAGACAAAGGGAAGGAACAAAAGACCAAGCAAAAAAAUGAUGCCCUGAAUGAAGAAGAGCUGGAGAGAAUGAAAGAAGAACGUGACAGGAUUGAAGCCAAACAUCAAGAGCUCAGAGAGAAGCAGGCACGAGAACGGUAUGAUCAGCUGUCUCCCACUAGUCUCUCAGUGCCUGACAUUGAAGAUGAUGACAUGGACCCGAACUAUGCCCGGGUGAAUCACUUUCGGGAACCACCAGUAUCCCAUGGCGGAUUCAAGCCCCCUUCCCCACAGCUGCACCCAAUAAACCCACCUCGGGAUUUGAGUCCAGAGCAGGAGAACCUGGAUGGACUGUACGCCAAGAUCAACAAGCAGCGACCUCCUGCUCCUGACAGUUCAAGACCGACCAACAUGGAACGAAUCCACCAGCUGAGGAAGGAGUAUCACCAGGCCAGGAGGGAGGGUGCCAUUCCGUCGUAUGAAGAGCACGAAGGCAGGUGGCGGCCUGGAGACUACGAGCCACCUUGGGUACAAGUUCCUGUUAAAGGACCAAAUGGUCGACCAAGAUUUGAAGAGCUGGAACCCCAGUACUCCUCCACGUUACCAAGGCAUGUUCCUGGAGACCCAGAGGAAUAUCAGCUCCGAGCUUCCUAUGGUGACCGAGAACCUCCCAGGUACCUGGGUGCCCAACGCCACGCCACAGGAUACCCACAUCGAGGGAACUAUCCACGGAAUGCUGCUGAUGCCCGCUUGGAUCCCAGGAUCCCAGAUUACCUGAGCAGCUCCAGGCUGCGGGAGGCUGUGUACAACCCACCUGCACAGUACAAGGGACCCCACAGGCAUGAUGUGCCUCCAUCCCCAACGCAGACUUUUAAGAUGCCUCGCUACCACGACCAGGGCAAGGUGGAGUACCGGGAGAGCAGCCCGGAUCGAUACAGGUACCCCUACCAGGAGAGCCGGCAUCAAGACCCCAGGCAAAAGAACGGUAUGACAGCAGCUGUCUAGCCAGGAACCGGUGAGGUGAUGCCAAGGAGUUGCUUUAUUACACAAAGGCAACACAUCAGCAGACAUGGUCCUCCACUGCUCCUCUCUCAACAGCUAGAUAACGAUCAUUUUACCUCCCCUUUAUGAAUAGUUACCUGUCCCUAAUCGAGAAUGGAAGUAAAUCAUGGAACGCCAUCCAGCCCGAGCAGGAUUUCAGAUGUUGCUACAGAGGGAAACUGACCAGGAUCAACCCUACAAUGGGGGUGCUUCUUCCAGAGUAGGGACCUGAUAAAUGCAGUCAUUGAUCCUGUUUGAGAACAUCGCCUCACAGCUAGGUUGCUGAUUCUGCAAUGAAUUGAGCCCCUAUAUAAAAUUAAAAGCAGCAUACCUUAUAAAUGUAUUAAUGAAAUGUUAUUGGGCAGGAAGUUAUUCAAAAGCUUCAGAUGAGUUUUUAAAGAGACAUUAUCUGAACUAUUGAUCCAAAUGUAAUCAUUGCAUCCAUUCCUAGGUAUUCUCCUUGUAUUCAUUUAUUAUACAUCGAGAAGGUCUGCCAUUCACAAACAGGCAAGCCUUCAACCAUUUUGUGAAGGAUUGUACAUGAUAUUACUGGUAUGAGUGCCAAGUCAAGACUCAAAUGGCCUGCAGAGUUUCAGUCAAGAGGAACUUUGCCAGGCCAUCGUGGUACAGACUUCAGAAGAAUGUCACCAACUUUGCUUGUUUACUGCUACUUUUUAAGGUAUUAACCAACAAAAAUCAUUAUGAAUGCAACAGUUUUUGACCAGUUUCUGUGAUUGGAUGAUUGGUGUGAAUGUUUAUUGUUAUCCACCUGUAUUAUAAUCUCCCAAGAAAGCUGUCUCCAUUAUCGGCAAUGCCAAGAGUUGAAAAGUCGUCUAACAUCUCCUUUGGAUGAUGUCAAUCCCCAUCUUAUUCAUCCCCAGCUAUCCAAUUUAUUACCUCUCCACAAACCGGCAAUAAUUUCCCUUUUAAUAUGUCAAAUACUUCUUUAAUAUCUGGUAGUUAGCAAGAUGUAAUUUGUGAUUUCAGACUGAAUGCUAGUUUCAAAGCCUGUUCUCCAUUCGCUAAGAGAUGCCUUUUAGUGUGUUCCAGGGAAUUAUCAGCCUCCUGUCACCACAUAAUGAUGUCAUACAGCUGGCUUAAAAUAUAUAGGACGACCAUAAAUGUCAGUUUCAGAGGGCUUUUGUAAUUAAGUUUAAUUAAAAAUGGUUUUUCCAUUUACAAUUAAAUAGAAAAUUGUAUUUCUUAGGCUUAAGAUGCAUUUUGCAAUGGUGAAAUACAUAGAGACAAAGAAUUAAACUCCCAGGUCUCUGUGUAACUCCAGGUAAUAUCAAAUAGCACAACAUGAUGCAAGAUCUGAUGACAAAAGGACUCCAGCCAUACUCUCUCCUCAGUGUUUGUGACUCGUGAAUUGUAUGCAUCGUGAGUGAGCCAUAGAAAUGAGCAAGGGCCCACAUCUAAUUGCCAAUUUGUGCUGAGUGACAAAUUUUGGCCAGGGUGGUAGUAGUUUAUCUCUGAAUGUCGAAGGGGGAACUAAACUAGUCAGCUUGCUGCUCUUAAGUUAUCCAGCUACCUUCACCUCUCACUCAUUCAUCCCCAGGGUCAUGUUGGGUGUGGGAGGAACAGAUUUGGCUUACGUUCCCCCUAGAUACACCUGCCACCACCUCCCCGGUUCAAAAUACCUGUGUCGCUCACUGCUUAGCUGUUGAGAUAAGGUUAUGGGUGCCUGUGGAAAUUACCAAGAGGAAGAGGUAGCAAGAAACUGAACACCAUAGAAGAUGGGAAAGAAAUGCUAUCUUAUCCACUGUUUCUCCCCACUCUCCCCUCUACAUGCAGUCAAUGAUUAUUGUGCUGUAAAUGACAAAAACAUCCACUUGAAAAUCUAUUCCCUCUGGGAUAUUGCACAGGUUUUCAUGACAAUUUGAUUGGCCUUUGAAUGAUGCAGCAAUGGAACAAUUUACGUUUGUGAGAAGCUUUCAGUGUGUGAUUGGUUAUCUUUUUAUGAUGACCCAUUCAGUCCUGAUUAACUAAUCCAUUACAUGUGGUUUCAGCAUUCCAGAAUCUCAUUAAUGUGGUUUUCCACCAUGAAAUCAUGACAUGAGAGAGAGCAAUAGAGAGAGAGAGAGAGAUGGCUGUAAUUGAGUUGUGGUCACCUUGAGUGGAUCUUGCAAUCGCACAAAAGCUUGUGACAUCAUGGGAACAGGAGGAGACUAGUUACACCAUGUUUGUUCCAUCAUAUCUGCAUCUUUGAUGACCGUAUACUUCUCUUAAUCUGCAGGUAGAAUUAAGUAGACUCCUUAAACUGAAGAUACUUGGGAACAUAGAGUCAUACAGCAUAGAAUCAGGCCCUUCGGCCCACUGAGUCAGUGCCAACCAUUAAGCACCCAUUUACACUAAACCUAUACCAAUUCUAUUUUAUUCUCCCCACAUUCCCAUCAACUUCUCCUAGAUUCUAUCACUCAUUAAGGGCAAUAUACAGAGGCCAAUUAACCUACCAACCUGCACGUUUUUGGGAUGUGGGAGGAAACUGGAGCACCCAGAGGAAACACAUGCAGGUCACAGUGAGAACUUGCAAACUCCAUACAGACAGUACCAGAGGUCAGGCUUGAACCCGGGUCGCUGGAGCUGUGAAGCAGCUGCUCUACUAACUAUGCCACUGUGCAGCCCCAGAGAAAAAGGAAUAGGCCAUUUAGUCCAUCAAGCACGAUCUUCUGUUCAGUUAGAUCAUAGUGAAUUUUUAUCUGAUUUCCAGCUAACGUUCUUGAAUCUCAACCCGUGAAUUUCCUUAUCAAAUAAAAAUCACUUUGGUUUUUAAAUUUUCAAUUGACCCCAGUCAUGUCAACAGCAGCAGUUCCAGAUUUCUGCUACUCUCUUUGCUAUCCAAAUGACUAUGCUCUAAUUUUGUUAUGCUCCGAUAUCCUGAACCUUUUUUAAAAAAAACAGUUCUUUUUUUCAAUCAUCUACAAAACUUCAUCACCUCUUCUAUACUCAAGGAUAUGAUUCCCUUGUUUAUGCAGACCCCUGCCCUAUACCUAGAUUAAUUUAAAACAUCGAAAUUAUUGUUUCAACCUGUUUUGGUGUUUUAUCCAUCGUAUGAGAAGUGGUCUCUGUCCCACAUGUCCACAUUGUCCAAUAUGGAUUCACCCCCACUAAUGUUGGCCUCUGCCCCAUUUCAAUCACUAACGAUUG
Molecule: messenger RNA, 6835 nt
Organism: Pristis pectinata (smalltooth sawfish)
Lineage: Eukaryota; Metazoa; Chordata; Chondrichthyes; Rhinopristiformes; Pristidae
Product: partitioning defective 3 homolog B-like
Exons: 23
Coding region: 20-3652 (1210 amino acids)
Biological process (GO): establishment of centrosome localization; microtubule cytoskeleton organization; intracellular protein localization
Cellular component (GO): apical plasma membrane; apical junction complex; adherens junction
Molecular function (GO): protein binding; phosphatidylinositol binding
Source: RefSeq, a predicted model, not a curated record